AUAGAGAAGUCUGAUUUUGCUGAUUUAAAUUUAGCUGUGUCGAACUGCACUUUUUAUUUUGGAAGCAUUUUGGAUUUUUGUAUAUUAAAAAAAAAAUAAGUUUCAGAUUUUGUAAAGACUCAAUGACAUUUAUUUAAAAUGCUUAUCACUGUAACAUGUGCUUCCACAGAUGUUGUUUACUCUUUGGAAGUUUCGCCAGAAAUUGAACUUGAAAAUUUUAAAGUGCUUGUCCAAGUUGAAAGUGGUUCAAUAGGAAUGACAGACAUGGUUUUUUUUCAUAAUGGUAAAUUGUUGAUCGGAGAUAAAAAAAACUUAGCCGAAUUGGGUGUUCAAAACAAUGAUGUUUUGUUGUUUGGGCCUCUUCCACAUGGUUCGAUUACCAAUGCAUCUAGUCCACCAAGCACUGGCAGGCCAGUAUCUAGUGUCCACGCUGGCACUGGCAUUGAUUGGGGAUCAGUUCAUGUUCCUUCUACUUCUCACACAAGAACACAACAACAUUCUCGUCAAAGAAUCGAUCCAAACAACCCUGAAGUUAUUCGUACUAUGUUUUUAAGUGAUCCACAUCAAAUGUCAUUAUUGAAAGAAAGAAACCCACGACUUGCAGAAGUUAUAAACAGUCCUAUAGAUUUUGAAAAGGUAUUUGAAGAGCAACGUGUUGAGCGUUUGCAGAUUGAACGAGAGCGCAUUCAAUUACUAGCUGCUGAUCCUUUUGAUCCUGAAGCUCAAGCUAAAAUUGCAGAAGAAAUCCGUAUGGAGACAGUUAAUCAAAACAUGCAUACUGCUAUGGAGCAUGCACCUGAAGUAUUUGCAGAGGUUUAUAUGCUUUAUAUCAAUGUAUUAAUAAAUGGGCAUCAAGUUAAGGCAUUUGUAGACUCUGGUGCGCAAAUGACAAUUAUGAGCAAAUCAUGUGCUGAAAGGUGCAACAUUAUGCGGUUAGUUGAUCAUCGCUGGCAAGGAAUGGCCGUAGGUGUUGGACAGCAAAAAAUUAUAGGACGAAUUCACAUGGGACAAAUUCAAAUUGAAAAAGAUUUUCUUUCUACAUCUUUUACUAUAUUAGAAAAUCAACCGAUGGAUGUCCUUCUUGGUUUAGAUAUGCUUAAGCGUCACCAGUGUUGCAUCGAUUUAAAGAAAAAUGCUCUAAUUAUUGGAACAACAAACACAGAAACUCGGUUUUUAAACGAAUCAGAAUUACCAGAUUGUGCUCGAUUAAACAGAAAAAGAGUUCACGAAUCAACGGAUAGUUUUCAAGAGGAAGAAGAUAGACUACUUGCUGAAGCAUUAAUUAAAUCUCAAAGCGAUACAAAGAGUUGAAUUAUCAAUUCGCCUAAUUUUUUUAAUAUUAAUAUUUAAGAUAUAAGUUAACUACAAAUUA
This is a messenger RNA of Hydra vulgaris (swiftwater hydra), 1372 nucleotides long. Its product is annotated as protein DDI1 homolog 2. Gene Ontology annotation, biological process: proteolysis. NCBI's taxonomy places the organism in Eukaryota, Metazoa, Cnidaria, Hydrozoa, Anthoathecata, Hydridae. Gene Ontology annotation, molecular function: protein binding; aspartic-type endopeptidase activity. The record is from RefSeq and is a predicted model, not a curated record.